AUGCGCACUUCGCAUGUAUUGCUUAACGUUAUUGCUAAGAUAGCUAACGUUUCGCCGUGAGCUAGUGAAUAGACGUGAACACAGAAUGGCAGAACUCUUCGUGCGCGUUCUUCUCGUCGUUGGUUCAGUCACGUGUGCAUCACUGUCGCCUCUGAACACGGAAAGUCUCGUGAUUAACGUGACCGCGGGGACAGUGGCGGACACUGAGCUGCAGCAGUCCAACAACUUACAGAUAAAUCUGAACAUAUCUGUGAGUGAAGAGCAGGUGAUGGUCAAUGAAGUCCCAGUAGAACUGUCCGAGGUCACCAGGUUCAACUGUCCAGCUCUGCUCUUGGACAGCAUCAAUGGAAGCAGUGAGUUUGAAUCUGGGGACUUGGUGUCCACCGUCACCAGGGUGAUGGUGAGCCAGAACCGUCUCUACAGCAGCUCAGACCAGGUGUUGGCUCUGCAGGUGUUCAGUGAAGUCAUAGAGAUGGAGGGCAAAGAGGUCCAGCAGCCCGACAUGUGUGAGGUGAAGAUUCUGAUGAGUCCAGAUUUCCAGAAACUGGCCCAGUUUAUCAACGUCUACCCUAUUGGACACAGCGAGAUCUUCAGGGUUCCCAGAGAGAACGACGUGGUCGUCACCAAUCCACCAAAUCCUCGGAGAAACGAGGAUCAGCUGAUAUCUCAGACCACCAGUCAGUACCCACUGAAGCACACAGACACCACCCAGGAGGAGACCGCAGCUCCAGGGAAACUCCCAGAGACUCCUCUACGUAUGGAUCCGGACCUGCUCCAUGACGUCAGAUACCAGGAGUUUGACGAGCGAGAGCAGAGCCAGUCGGAUCGGAUUCAGAUGGGAACUCCGCCCACAGAGCUCAUGUCAUCUUACUCGGCCGUGUGUCAGUGGAUGGAGCAGCUGCGGGAGCGUCUGAGGCGUUUCUGCUCCGAGUCCCUGCCUCUCUUCUUCCUGGUCAUGUGGGUGGUAGUGAUCGGCGUUGCAGGGUCUGCGGUCAUCGUCAAGAUCCUGGACAUGUUCUUCCCUACGUGUGAACACAAGCACAUGUUCCACAUGAACCCCGUCACUGUCACGGCAGACGAUGAGAAGCACACUCUGUUGGAGAGCAUGGAGAGCAUAGAGACAGAAGCAGAGGAGGAGGAGGAGGAGGAGGAGGAAGACAAGAAUCAGGAUCCUUGAAUCAGGAUCCACUCAAUGAUUCCCUUUACUGUCACUUUGUUCUUGUUUAUUCUUCACAGUGUCAGCGCGGCCUGGAUUUGUCUCUCGCUUCUUUUCUGAUUCACUUUAGUUUGCCCUCAGAUUUGCUCGUGUGAUGGAAACAAACGGCGUCAGAGUCUGUGAAAAGUUACGCUAAUUCCAUUAGAAAUGACUAAAAGUUAUUUAAAACUU
This is a messenger RNA of Solea solea (common sole), 1387 nucleotides long. RefSeq names its product glycoprotein integral membrane 1 (gene ginm1). The coding region runs from base 86 to 1177 and encodes 363 amino acids. The transcript has 8 exons. NCBI's taxonomy places the organism in Eukaryota, Metazoa, Chordata, Actinopteri, Pleuronectiformes, Soleidae. The record is from RefSeq and is a predicted model, not a curated record.